GCCCCUCUGUGCUUUCUCUUUCUCCUUCACUCUGCCCUAUUGCGUGAGACCCAGACCGCUCUGAAACUCCGUGCAUCGCCCUGCAAACAAGAGUCAUGUCAGACAAAGGAGGAGAGAAGGCGAGACUGGUGAGGAAGGAGGAAGCGAGUCCAGCAUCACAGGCCAUUCAGAACAAAGGAGCUCCCUGUGCACCAUGUUGCCACAAGGUCGCCAUGGCGGUUCCUCCUGCAUACUCGGACCUGGGAAAAGCCGCCAAAGACAUCUUCGGCAAGGGCUAUGGCUUUGGAAUCGUGAAACUGGACCUAAAGACAAAGGCCCAGAGUGGAGUUGAAUUUUCAACCUCAGGCUCCAGUAACACAGACACAGGGAAGGCAGCAGGUAACCUGGAGACCAAGUACAAGGUGAAGGAGCUGGGCCUGAGCUUCACCCAGAAAUGGAACACAGACAACACCCUGACCACAGAGGUCUCCAUGGAGGACCAGCUGGCUAAGGGCUUGAAGCUGGCCCUGGACACGUCGUUUGUGCCCAACACUGGUAAGAAGAGUGCCAAGCUGAGGACUGGCUACAAACGCGACUUCAUCAACUUGGGCUGUGACCUGGACUUUGACAUGGCCAGCCCCACGGUCCACGCUGCUGCUGUGCUGGGCUACGAGGGCUGGCUGGCCGGGUACCAGAUGGCCUUCGACACAGCCAAGUCUAAACUGGCCCAGAACAACUUUGCCUUGGGAUACAAGACUGGGGACUUCCAGCUCCACACCAACGUUAACGAUGGUACAGAGUUUGGCGGCUCCAUCUACCAGAAGGUGAACUGCCACCUGGAAACAGCCAUCAACCUGGCCUGGACGGCCGGCAGCAACAACACACGCUUCGGCAUCGGAGCCAAAUACCAGCUGGACAAGGACGCUUCCCUGUCUGCCAAAGUCAAUAACGCCAGUCUAAUUGGAGUCGGCUACACACAGGCCCUCCGGCCAGGAGUGAAGCUGACUCUCUCAGCUCUGAUCGAUGCGAAAAACUUCAAUGCAGGCGGUCACAAGGUUGGCAUGGGCUUUGAGCUGGAGGCAUAAGGAUGGAGGGAAGAGGAGGAGAAGGGGAUGAGAGAAGAGAAGGAAAAGAGCCUCAAUGACACCUGACACAUCUCCACCUCUGUAUGCCACACACACACCUUCCGAGUCUUUUGGCCAUAACCCUGCAGCCCUUAGCACCCUCUGAGACCUCCAGUACUGUUGAGAACCCAGUUGUUUUUUUGGUUCAGCAUCUCUCUGUAUCAUCUCCUUAGCAAUACCAGUACGUAAAGAAACAUUACAAACCCCAUUCACCAGAUAGUAUACUACUUAUGACUACUUCAUAUAGGGCUCUGGUCCAAAGUGGUGUAAUAUAUGGAGAAUAUGGUCACAAGUCAACCUUGUGUUCCACUUCCUGGAUAAGAGCGUCUGCUAGAUGACUUAAAUGUAAAUGUAACUUCCUCCCCAAAAGCAGACAUUUCUCCUUUUCUUUGUGAGAUGGGAUCGUAAGCAUCUUUUUAGUAGGGUUUUAUUGUGUGGUAUAAUUUCACUUUGCCUGAGAUCAUGUAUUUAAUUUACUUUUGACUUGAAUUAGAUUGACAGUAGACUUUGUCUAUGCGUGGUACAUUCUAUCGAGUCUAUCAAAGCCAGUAGGGAGUUGUUUUGAAGGAACAACUUAUUUAAACAUGUCAUGAUGUUCCCCUGUACCAGACAUAUAUAGACCUUUACAGGCCUUUCUGUGGGCGGAUGAUCACUUUCAGCGACACAUAAACAGGGACACAAUGAUACGAGCAUACUGGAAUAAAAUGGGUAGUUUAAAACUCUAUUAAAAAUAGGCGACUGGUUGAUUUUCUUUUUCCAAAUUCUCUUCUUGUGGUUCAGAGUUUUGAGAAGACAGAGGAAUGUGCGGGUAUUUUCCAAACCUCUUUGUCAUGUUUCUUUUUUGUCUUUUCAUCUUUGAAUUCUAUCUACCACAUUAUGUAAUGUUGUGUCUGUGCUGUGCUUGGAAGAGGGAAGGUUGUUGAUAGUUGAAACCUCAAACUGACUUUAAGGAAUAAAGAAGAUUGUCAAACA
Molecule: messenger RNA, 2075 nt
Organism: Salvelinus fontinalis (brook trout)
Lineage: Eukaryota; Metazoa; Chordata; Actinopteri; Salmoniformes; Salmonidae
Product: voltage-dependent anion-selective channel protein 2-like
Exons: 10
Coding region: 96-1064 (322 amino acids)
Biological process (GO): monoatomic anion transmembrane transport
Cellular component (GO): mitochondrial outer membrane
Molecular function (GO): voltage-gated monoatomic anion channel activity
Source: RefSeq, a predicted model, not a curated record